AUGGCUGGCAACACUCGACUUCGGACUCUCCUUCAAACCCUUCCACCUCUCAAAACUUAUUUGACUGCUCAAUCUUUGCAAACAUUCACGGUCUUCCCGAGACUUCCUCUCGAGCUUCGAAGCAGAAUCUGGCGCCUCGUAGCAUUCGAUUCCCGAGUUAUCAAGUUGGUCCCCUACAACUUGCCUACGAAUCCUCGCGUCGAAGGACAGUCAAAACAUCCAUCUAUGCUUCAUGCGUCCCGAGAAUCCAGAAGAGAAGGAAUGCAGCACUAUAGGAAGUGCCUGCAAAAGUGUUGCGACAUUCGGACACAUUCGCAGAACGUCCCCUGCGGCAAGCCUCGAAACAUCAUAUACGUUAACUUUAAGGUGGAUCGAUUCCGCUAUGGCAUUUACGAUCGAUAUGUGGCGAACGAUGGAAAGAUGGCAUUCGAUUGGAAGGUAGUUCAGUGGGGUGGCUACAACUUUCAGAUUAAGGACAUGGUACGAAUCAAACGCUUGGAAAUUGAAUUGUACUGCAGCAAGUUUCCGCAACCGCUGGAGGCUUUCAGAAAUUUGAAGCACCUUCGAGACAACGUGAAAUUUGAAGAAUGUACGUUCUUGGUCAAACGUUGGAAUGGUCUAAAUGAGGCUGGUAACGCUUCGUUCGAAGACUCCUACAGAACUGCCGAUUUUUACAGUUGCAUGUUCAAUAGCUUCGACCUCAUCUUCAAGCAUUAUCAGGAGCAUAGGGGGCUAGAUUUUGCCGUCAGGGUGCAACUGAGAUCAAAGGGGGAAUGGCGUGAUCUACCUCCUGGUCCAUCUGUCCUUCCGACAUCUUCAAAGGAAACUUUAAACCGAGUUUCAGCGCGCAUUGAAAAGGGCGAUGGUGAAAAAAUCAGAGAGAAAGCUGGAGAAAACUUUGAAUAG
Messenger RNA from Hyaloscypha bicolor E, 906 nucleotides. RefSeq lists its product as uncharacterized. The transcript is spliced from 2 exons. Lineage: Eukaryota; Fungi; Ascomycota; Leotiomycetes; Helotiales; Hyaloscyphaceae. Bases 1 to 906 code for a protein of 301 amino acids. The record is from RefSeq and is a predicted model, not a curated record.